This is a messenger RNA of Spirometra erinaceieuropaei, 1773 nucleotides long. Lineage: Eukaryota; Metazoa; Platyhelminthes; Cestoda; Diphyllobothriidea; Diphyllobothriidae. The record is from the annotation of a GenBank genome assembly.
AUGGUUCCUAAACCAAAUACGGAUGAUUGGCGUCCUUGUGGCGAUUAUAGAGCCCUAAACAAUAUCACUAUGCCCGAUCGGUACCCCGUUCCUCAUCUUCAGGACUUUGCUGGAGCCCUUUCCGGCAAAACCAUUUUCUCGAAGAUCGAUUUGGUGCGGGCUUUUCAUCAAAUUCCGAUUGCGGCUGAGGACAUUCCCAAAACGGCAGUGACGACUCCUUUUGGCUUGUUUGAGUUCCUUCGUAUGCCAUUUGGUCUCCGAAAUGCCUCACAAACUUUCCAACGUUUCAUUGACCGUGUUUUACGUGGCCUUCCAUUUGUUUAUGCGUAUAUUGAUGAUGUUCUCGUCGCCAGUCGAGAUGUGGAGGAACAUCUCCAUCACCUUACCCUGCUUUUCGACCGAUUUCAGCAGUUUGGUGUCACCCUGCAUCCUUCAAAAUGUGUCCUAGGAGCCACUUCUCUUGAGUUCUUAGGUCACCUGAUAGACUCGAACGGCAUUCGGCCUCUUCCCUCAAAAGUUGCCGCCAUUCGGGACUUUCCACCCCCUACCUCGAAGCGUCAGUUGCAACGGUUUCUUGGUAUGGUGAACUUUUAUCGCCGGUUUCUCCCGAACUGUGCCGAUACCAUCCUACCUCUGACCAAUCUCCUCUCAGGUCUCAAACGCACCUUUGAACUUACAUCAGCCGCACUCACGUCAUUUGAGCAGGUAAAAGACCUUCUGGCUGACGCCACCCACCUGACUCACUUUCACGCUGAUGCACCUAUAUCUUUGAUGGUCGAUGCCUCCAAUGUUGCUGUUGGCGCGGUUCUUCAACAAAGUCUGCCGGAUUCUACCGUGCCUUUGGCUUUCUUCUCCAAGAAACUAUCCAAAGCAGAAACCCGCUACAGCACAUUCGGACGUGAACUUCUCGCCGCUUAUCUUGCCGUAAGGCACUUCCGGCAUUUACUCGAAGGUCGAGAGUUCACAAUUUUCACUGAUCAUAAGCCACUCACGUUUGCAAUACAUUCCCAUUCUGACAAGCUAAGCCCCCGGGAGAUCCGUCACCUGGACUACAUUUCGCAGUUCACUUCAGACAUCCGCCAUAUUGACGUGUCAAGGAAUGAGGUGGCUGACGCACUGUCCAGGCCCUCUAUUGCUCAUCUUCAGCUUUCACCCGGGAUAGACCUCGCUGAAAUGGCCGCUGAACAACGCCGUGUCGGUCCACCCAGUGAUGAGGAUGUUUCCGGACUCCAACUUCGUGAACUACCACUGACAACUGGCAACGGCACCAUCUUAUGCGACGUAUCCACCCCUUCCCAUCGUCCAUUUGUGCCUCCAUCUCUCCGCCGCAAAGUUUUCUCCUCCCUGCACAAUCUCUCUCACCCUGGGAGUCGAGCAACCGACAAGCUGGUUUCUGACCGCUUCGUCUGGCCUGGUAUGCACAAGGACCUGAAGGCAUGGACACGGGCUUGCAUUGCCUGUCAACGGAGCAAGAUCCAGCGGCACAACAAGGCCCCCAUUGGUACCUUCCCCGGCCCUGGUGCAAGGUUCAGCCACGUUCACCUGGACAUUGUAGGCCCCCUGCCUCUGUCCAAUGGUUGUUCCUAUCUCCUCACCUGUGUGGAUCGGUUCACUCGGUGGCCUGAAGCAAUUCCCCUGCCUGACAUUGCUGCUCCAACGGUGGUCAAGGAUUUUCUCAGUCGUUGGGUUGCUAUCUUUGGUGCACCCUCCACAAUCACGACUGACCGUGGUGCCCAAUUUGAGUCUAACCUCUUCCAGUCUUUACUCUGUUAG